AUGCAGCCACAAUUUAAGCCUUCCCGAGCUGCUGCAAUCGAUGCAGAAGCAUGCUUCAAGCGGGCCAUAUACAAACUGCCGGGCAAUGUCAUGAAUAUAAACCUGAAAGCUUACUGGCCUGCGGUUGUCUCUUUCGGCCCUUACCACCAUGGCAAGGAACACCUGAAGCCCAUGGAGGAGCACAAGGCCCGUGACCUCCGCCAUUUCAUCAAGAGGUCGAAUGAGCCGUCUGACCAUGCUGCCAGGGCUGGAGCCACUGUAUGCGAGGUGCUGCCCAAUCUAAUGGCUUGUUACCACCUGCUUGAUCAGAAGGGGCAGAAUGACAAGGACGCAUUCCUGCAGAUUAUGAUCCUAGAUGGGUGUUUCAUACUGGAGAUCGACAUGCUGAAGCUCGAGAAUCAACUGCCGAUAUUGGUGCUGGAAAAGCUGGUUGCCGUUGAGAGAAAAACUGAUGUCUUGGAGAGAACACAAAGCAAUUUACGCGGAGAGCUCUGCAGCAACUGUGUCCUGACUAAAAACCGAAGAGAUGCAAGCUUUAGGUGGUGGAAUCCUUUUCGAGACUGGAAUUUCAGGAAAGGAUUCGAGUCUCUUUUUGCCUCGGUGCAGGAUGAAGAAGUUAUCAACAAGCUUAUACUCGAGUUUUGCUGUCCCCUCACAACGAUCGUGAAGAUGGGCGAAUGCCUGCACGUGCUGGAUGUCUUCUGGAAGAGGCUUGUGCAUAAGGGUCCAAGCCAUAAGACCAGCAAUCGAAAGUCGUAUAUGGCACAAGAUGGGUAUGAGAUAGUCCGGUCAGCUACAGACCUCAUCGAGGCAGGCAUCAAGUUCUAG
Messenger RNA from Punica granatum (pomegranate), 828 nucleotides. The record is from RefSeq and is a predicted model, not a curated record. Lineage: Eukaryota; Viridiplantae; Streptophyta; Magnoliopsida; Myrtales; Lythraceae.